This is a messenger RNA of Hibiscus syriacus, 733 nucleotides long. Its product is annotated as ethylene-response factor C3-like. Lineage: Eukaryota; Viridiplantae; Streptophyta; Magnoliopsida; Malvales; Malvaceae. Gene Ontology annotation, molecular function: DNA-binding transcription factor activity; DNA binding. The coding region runs from base 25 to 669 and encodes 214 amino acids. The record is from RefSeq and is a predicted model, not a curated record. The transcript is spliced from 2 exons. Gene Ontology annotation, biological process: ethylene-activated signaling pathway; regulation of DNA-templated transcription.
GCAGAGGAAUUACUCUAAAAAGCGAUGGAUUCCUUCCUUUUUCACUCCCCGAAUUCAAGUUGUUCACCGGAAUCUUCGUUCGGGUCGCAGGAAUUUUUCCCGAUAGAUCACAAUUCUCUUCCUUUCAACGAAAAUGACUCCGAAGAGAUGCUGUUGUAUGGGCUACUAGCUGAGGUUAAACAAGAAACACCAGAGGUUAGUUCAAUGGAGACCGAAAUCCCGACGAAAGAAAAGGUGUACCGAGGCGUGAGACGGCGGCCUUGGGGGAAGUUCGCUGCGGAGAUAAGGGAUUCAACCAGAAACGGGAUAAGGGUUUGGCUCGGAACAUUCGACAGUGCGGAAGCAGCAGCUAUGGCUUACGAUCAGGCGGCGUUUGCGAUGAGAGGCUCCGCGGCGAUACUCAACUUUCCGGUGGAGAAAGUGAGGGAAUCGCUGAGGGAAAUGAAGUGUGGCCAAGAUGAAGGGUGUUCGCCGGUUGUGGCGUUGAAGAGAAAAUACUCGAUGAAGAGGAAAAUGAUGGGAGGAAACAAGAAAGAAAGAAAUGGUGGUGGUGGCAGCAUCGGCGUCGGCGGUGUGAGGAUAAGCAAUGCGGUGGUGUUUGAGGAUUUAGGUGCUGAUUUUUUGGAGCAACUCCUCACUACUUCGGUUCAAGCUGCUACACCUUGGUGAAUGGCGAAUCAAAUAUAUUAUCAAUUGUAGUUUUAGUCAUUUAUUUUUCUUUUAUUUUAGUCUU